AAUCAAUCGACGUCAAACUUCCCAUUCAGACCACGGCCGAAUUCUCAAUAAUACUAAUACCACACGCGCACUCUACUAGUAGGUGGCGCGCAAACAAUCUCACCCAGAAAUCAUUUCGCAAACCAACUAUCAACCUCCCAUCACUACAACACAAUCACCUCGAACUUUCCUCCAUAUCUCCAAGUACCACCAAAAUACUAAACAAUGGUCCGCCUCAAACACCGCUACAUCCUCCUCGAUAUCCUCUAUCCCGAUCCCUCAACAUGGCCCGCAGCCACCUCCCGCACCAAGAACAACAACAGCAACAGCAACAGCAACAGCAACCCCCAAUCCAAAUCCAAAUCGCAAGCACAGCUACAAAUCCACUCGCCCACAUCCGACGCCCUAACACCGGGUCUCCUAGCAAAGAUGGUGCGAGAGGAAGUCUCCCUCAUGUUUGGCGAUUACGGUGUUGGUAGAUUAGGUGGGGCUGGCGCGGGGGGUAUUAGUGGUAUGUUUGUUUCCUUCCCCUGCCUUCAUCUUUGAUCUCACUUUUGCGCUUUUGGCCUGCUAUGUUGUGUUGGGAUAGGAUAGUGAGACUGAUGGUUUGGUUAACUGGUUGGGUGUACAGUGAAAUAUCUCUCCCCUGCUACUUCGACGGCGAUUAUUCGGUGUCCUCGCGCGUCGUUCCGGCUUGUCUGGACGGCGUUGACUUGCAUGUCGCAGGUCCCUGGAUUUAGUGACCCUGGGUCGAAGAGGUCGAGUUCGACCAGGGCUUGUGUGUUUCGGGUUAUUAGGGUGUCGGGGACGAUGCGCAAGGCUGAGGAGGAGGCGAUUCGAAGGGCGAGGAGGGAGAUUGUGAGGUUGAGGGAGGCGGAGGAGAGUGG
Aspergillus eucalypticola CBS 122712 is the source of this 866-nucleotide messenger RNA. RefSeq lists its product as uncharacterized. Gene Ontology annotation, cellular component: ribonuclease P complex. The record is from RefSeq and is a predicted model, not a curated record. Gene Ontology annotation, biological process: tRNA 5'-leader removal. Bases 205 to 525 code for a protein of 106 amino acids. NCBI's taxonomy places the organism in Eukaryota, Fungi, Ascomycota, Eurotiomycetes, Eurotiales, Aspergillaceae. The transcript has a single exon.